This is a messenger RNA of Spodoptera frugiperda (fall armyworm), 3052 nucleotides long. RefSeq names its product rho-related BTB domain-containing protein 1 (gene RhoBTB). Lineage: Eukaryota; Metazoa; Arthropoda; Insecta; Lepidoptera; Noctuidae. Gene Ontology annotation, molecular function: GTPase activity; GTP binding; protein binding. Bases 418 to 2640 code for a protein of 740 amino acids. The transcript has 20 exons. Gene Ontology annotation, biological process: small GTPase-mediated signal transduction. The record is from RefSeq and is a predicted model, not a curated record.
AGUAUUUAUUUACAAUUGGUACGUGUUUCAUUGUACACUGUAAUUGUGCGUAUUGAGUUGCUGCUGUAUUCAAGAUAUUCAAAGUUCAACAAUAGCGACGAAGUUCGUUGACUUAAAAUUGUCAAUAACAAAAUUAAAAUGAACUUGCCCUGUACACGGUCUUACAGUUCUGCGCAAGACGUCCAACAUGCGCAGAUCACUGCAAUGCUACAAAAUCAACUUCACUCCAUUGCCUCAAAUAUCGUGAAAAGAUAAUCUUUUUUGGAAUAAUACCUAUCUAAACGGCAUAAUGCAGAUUUUGUUCAGUAUUAGUGGUUAUUAGUUAGUGUUAGUGAGUGAUAAUGUUCAAAUAAAUUGAGUGGUCACAAAGGUUUUUUAAGUGUAUGAAUCAAUUAAGAAUUCAUUGAAGAAAACAUCAUGGACAACGAGCAGCCUCACCAGGAGUUGGUGAAGUGCGUGGUGGUGGGAGACACGGCCGUGGGCAAGACUCGGCUGAUAUGUGCCCGGGCAUGCAACAAGCACGUGUCGCUGUCACAGCUCAUGACCACACAUGUACCGACCGUGUGGGCUAUAGACCAGUACCGGAUAUAUAAAGAUGUGCUAGAAAGAUCUUGGGAAGUGGUUGAUGGUGUGAAUGUAUCACUGCGUCUAUGGGACACCUUUGGAGACCAUGAAAAAGAUAGAAGAUUCGCUUAUGGAAGAUCUGAUGUAGUUCUCCUCUGCUUUUCUAUAACAAACCCCAUAUCUUUGAGGAACUGUGGGGCUAUGUGGUAUCCCGAGAUUAGACGAUUCUGCCCUAAUACACCGAUUUUAUUAGUGGGAUGUAAAAACGAUCUACGCUACAUGUAUAGAGACGAAACAUAUUUAAAUUAUUGUAAAGACCGCAGCCCUUUUAUUAGGGCUCCAAGAAAAAGUGACCUAGUAAUGCCGGACCAGGGUCGCGCCCUAGCGCAUGAGUUCGGCAUAUAUUACUAUGAGACAUCGGUAUUCACUUACUAUGGAGUCAACGAGGUUUUCGAGAACGCCAUCAGAGCUGCCUUGAUUGCUAGGAGACAGCAACGGUUUUGGAUGACUAACCUGAAGAGGGUUCAACGACCUUUGUUACAGGCCCCAUUCCGCCCCCCUCGUCCCAUGGAGCCCGAGGUGGCGGUGGUGAACAGCACGUACUUGGAGAACAUGACCACGCUACUGCGGCAACAGUAUUUCUCGGACAUGGUGAUAAUAUGCGGCGCGAAGGGGUUCCCGGUGCACCGGUUCAUGUUGGCGGCGGCGUGCGAGGCCUUCCACCGCCUGCUGGCCACGGACGCCGUCACCCUCUCCGCCGACCUCGCCCGCAGCUCCAGCGAGAGCAGCAUGGUGAGCAGUAUGGGCGAGGCGACUACGGGCGAGUUCAACGAGGACACUGAGUACUUGAUACGACAGGACCAAGCGAAACAGAUGAGGGUUUGGGAUCAGAUAAAGCGUCGCUCGUCGUGUCAGAUCCUGCCUCUGAGCGACAGCUGUAAGAAGCCUCCGGACUUGUAUCGGGAGGUCAACCAUCCGGCCAUUAACUCCAUUAGAGUUGUCAAGUGCGACAAAAUCCAACACGCGACCUCCCAAACACAAACCAUAGUUACUAUGAGCAAGUUAAUAUCACAGACUGUCAUGCAAGAGAUCAUCAACUUCAUAUACACCGGCGCUUUAGACAGCAGCGCCUUCAAACAACAGUCGGCUGCUAUCGGAUUGUUACUGGAGAUCAGACAGGCGGCGGAACUGCUAGGCUUCCAUGAGCUCACCAAACUGAGCCAGUUCAUACUGGACCAACAUCUGUUGUUCGACAAGGGAUUCAUGCUGCAGUUUCAUACGCCUCUAGGCGGUCGUCUCCGCGACAUGUACGUGGAGCGCGCCCUGUUCGCGGACGUGACGUUCGACCUGGACGACGGCAUCCACCUCGCGCACCGCGCCGUGCUCAUGGCGCGCUGCGAUCCCAUGAAGGCCAUGUUCCAGGGACACUUCAGGGAAAGCACUUCUAGGGUGAUAUCGUUCCCGGGUGUGAAAAUGUACGCGUUCCACAUUCUCCUAAGCUACAUCUACAGCGAUAAGAUACCAGCGGUGGACCCCCUGCGGUGUUUGGAACUGUUGGAGCUAGCUAACAGGCUGUGUAUGAACCGCCUCGUCAAUCUCGUGGAGGCUAGGGUCAUAGACCAACUGCAGCAGAGAGAUCGAGUAUGUGGUGAUGACGAUCAAGUUGUUGAGAUAGCACUGUCACUCCUAGAGCCUGUUAAGCUGCACAACGCGCACAACCUGGCGGACUGGUGCAUGUGGCGGCUGUGCGGGGCGUACGACCGCGUGUGUCGCGCCCGGCAUCUGUCGCAGCCCUCCCGGGACUACCUCUCCGACAACCGGUGGCCGCCCGUCUGGUACGUGAAAGAGUACGACUACUAUCAGAAGUGUGUGAACGAGCAGAGUAAAGAACAGAAGGAGCUACGGCCCACCACUUCUCUGCAAGCCAAUCAACAGACUGGCUGCCUAUGUUUUUCUAGCAAGGUCCGGCGCGCCAGCGAGGCGGGCGGCGCGGACGUGACGACGGCGCUGUGUCGCGCGGGGGACGCGGGGGGAGCGGGGGCCGCGGGGGGCACACAGGACGCGCCGCCGCUCUGACACCUGCCCUACUGGAGGUCUCUCCGGUUCGCGGUGCUCCUGCCAGUAUCGAUGUGCUUCAUGAGCACAAUACUGACUAUACUGAUACUUUUCCACGUCUACACUUAAACACUGCUCACUAGAAUACUUGUCGUUGCACUAAUAUAUAUUAUGGAACUAUUAUGUAAUAAUAUAAUACACGGCUCCGAUCGAGGGAGGCUGGUGUUCUGACAUCUCGAGAUUUGCGCAAGUACAGUCGACAGUGAUCGUCCGUUUAAACUAUACCCAAAAUUUAUCGGCCCACUAUCAUCCCUACAGAGUGGACUUCCCUUGGGUGCGAACGAAACGGUUCAAAUCCACGUUCCUAAUCAGUGCAGCCAGGGAAUGGAACAACCUUCCGACUUCUAUUCUUCCUGGGAAAUAGAAAAAUAGC